Camelina sativa (false flax) is the source of this 1856-nucleotide messenger RNA. Its product is annotated as bifunctional purple acid phosphatase 26. Gene Ontology annotation, molecular function: metal ion binding; acid phosphatase activity; protein binding. Lineage: Eukaryota; Viridiplantae; Streptophyta; Magnoliopsida; Brassicales; Brassicaceae. The record is from RefSeq and is a predicted model, not a curated record.
UUAUUACUCAUUCAACGAUCUUCUCAGAUUGAUUCAUAGAUUUGAUUGAUUCUAAAUCUAUCUGUCAACUCUAUUAUGGUCUCAGCUUUUGCAUUGGAUUUGCAAUUGUAACUUAGAGAGAUCCAAAUCCUUUUUGUCUACGACAGGUUAAACUGAAUCAAGAUUUGGGAGAUUCAUUGCGAUGAUGAAUCAUUUGCUGAUACUCUCUGUGUUCUUGAGCUCAGCCUUAUUUUACGGAGGAGAUGCUGGAAUCACUAGUAGUUUUAUCCGAUCCGAAUGGCCCGCCAUUGAUAUCCCACUUGACCAUUAUGUUUUCAAAGUACCAAAAGGGUAUAAUGCUCCACAACAAGUGCAUAUAACUCAAGGUGACUAUGAUGGUAAAGCUGUUAUCGUCUCAUGGGUGACACCUGAUGAGCCUGGUUCGGGUAAAGUACAUUACGGUACGGUUCAAGGGAAGUAUGAGUUUACUGCUGAAGGGACAUACUCAAACUACACGUUUUACAAAUACAAAUCUGGGUUUGUUCAUCACUGCCAUGUAUCUGGCCUUGAGUAUGAUACAAAAUACUAUUACAAGAUCGAAAGUGGUGAAUCUUCUCGGGAGUUUUGGUUUGUUACACCACCACAUGUACAUCCAGAUGCUUCCUACAAGUUUGGUAUAAUAGGCGAUAUGGGCCAAACAUUCAACUCGUUAUCUACACUGGAACACUAUAUGCAGAGUGGAGCUCAAGCUGUCUUAUUUCUUGGAGAUCUUUCUUAUGCUGACAGAUAUCAGUAUAACGACGUUGGUGUGAGAUGGGACAGCUGGGGUCGUUUUGUGGAGCGUAGUACCGCUUAUCAACCGUGGCUCUGGUCUGCAGGAAAUCAUGAAGUUGAUUACAUGCCAUACAUGGGGGAAGUGACACCUUUCAAGAACUACCUUCAGCGUUACACUACGCCUUACUUAGCCUCAAAAAGUAGCAAUCCUCUCUGGUAUGCUGUUAGGCGUGCAUCAGCUCACAUCAUUGUCCUCUCCAGCUAUUCACCAUUUGUGAAGUAUACCCCACAAUGGCACUGGCUUAGUGAAGAGCUUAAAAGAGUUGACAGGGAGAAAACUCCUUGGCUAAUUGUUCUGAUGCACGUCCCAAUUUACAACACUAAUGAAGCACACUUCAUGGAGGGUGAAAGCAUGCGAGCAGCCUUUGAGAAGUGGUUUGUCGAACACAAAGUUGAUGUAAUCUUUGCUGGGCAUGUUCAUGCCUACGAGAGAUCGUACCGAAUAUCGAAUGUGCGGUAUAACGUGUCAAGCGGAGAUCGUUUCCCAGUUCCAGAUAAAUCGGCUCCAGUUUAUAUCACAGUUGGAGAUGGAGGAAAUCAAGAAGGUCUGGCGGCAAGUUUUAGGGAACCACAGCCGGAUUAUUCUGCAUUUCGAGAAGCUAGCUACGGCCACUCUACUCUGGAGAUAAAGAACCGAACACACGCCAUAUACCACUGGAACCGCAAUGAUGAUGGGAAGAAAGUAGCAACGGAUGAAUUUGUGUUACACAACCAGUACUGGGGAAAUAAUAUUCGACGGAGAAAGCUUAAGAAGCACUAUAUCAAGAGUGUUGUGGCUAACAGGAUUGCCAAUUGAUUCAAUAAAUUGCCUCAUGCUUUUGAUUGAAGUGUGAAGAUUCAUUCACCAAAUCUUGAUUACUUGUUAUUGAAUAAGGGAAGCUUAUAAUAUGUUGUUACUUUUCUUUCCCGCUAAGUUUGAUGCCAUUUGGAGUAUGAAGGAAUUGGAAUUAUGUAUUCUUUCCGUCUACGUCUGGGAUUUUAGAUUAGUGAAUAAUGUAUUCCGUAUAACUGUGUUAAGGAAAUUUUCCACAUGGUUUGCAUUA